Messenger RNA from Halichondria panicea, 1836 nucleotides. Its product is annotated as ammonium transporter Rh type A-like. The transcript is spliced from 9 exons. Gene Ontology annotation, cellular component: plasma membrane. The record is from RefSeq and is a predicted model, not a curated record. NCBI's taxonomy places the organism in Eukaryota, Metazoa, Porifera, Demospongiae, Suberitida, Halichondriidae. Bases 87 to 1664 code for a protein of 525 amino acids. Gene Ontology annotation, biological process: ammonium homeostasis; ammonium transmembrane transport. Gene Ontology annotation, molecular function: ammonium channel activity.
GAUCGAGAUAGAGUAAUAGAUUUCCUUACUUUAUCUCUGGCCAGCCUCUUUUCAAUACAACUGUAAGUUCGUGCUGGGUUUGCAAGAUGAAGCUGAGUCGUUUGGAAAAGCUAACUUUCCCUAUUUUCUUAUUUGUGUUUGAAGUCAUAUUUCUGGUCAUCUACGGUUUGUUGGUUCGCUAUGAUGAAGCUGGAGCACCCCAUCAAGACCUGGUAGCAGUGUCACAGCAUGUAGAAGCAGGUGGCACUGCUGACGAGUUCACUCGCAACCUCCAGUCUUCUCUCUCCACCGUUAAGACGUACCCCUUUUUCCAAGAUGUCCACGUUAUGAUCUUCAUCGGAUUUGGGUUUCUGAUGACUUUCCUUCGUCGCUAUGGGUUUGGGAGUGUUGCGUUCAACAUGCUGGUGGCUGCUUUUGCCAUCCAGUGGUACACCAUUGCCAGCGGUGUGUACACCUUCAUUGAGCAAUCAAAGACAAACACAUGUUGCAGCAUUCAUGUUAGCAUUGAGAGCAUGGUAACUGCUGACUUUGGAGCUGCAGCUGCACUGAUAACCAUGGGAGCAGUUCUGGGUCGAGCCAGUCCAUUCCAACUCAUUGUCAUCACAUUCUUUGAGAUUAUCUUUUACUCCUCUAAUGAAGCUCUUAACCAUUUCGUGUUCAAAGCUGCAGACAUCGGUGGCUCUAUGCUCAUCCACACUUUUGGGGCUUACUUUGGACUGGGUGUUUCCGUGAUGCUCUACAGAAAGAAGGCUAGUAACCAUCCCAAAAACUCAACUGUUUAUCACUCAGACCUCUUCGCCAUGAUCGGUGCAAUAUUCCUGUGGAUGUUCUGGCCCAGUUUUAACGGAGCUUUAGCGUCAGGCAAUGCCCAGUAUAGAGCAGUGAUCAACACUUACUACUCCAUGACCGCCAGUGUCAUCUCCACUUUCAUCUUCUCUAUGCUCUUCAACAAUAAGAGAAAGCUUGAUAUGACGCAUAUCCAGAAUGCUUCUUUGGCUGGAGGCGUGGCAGUUGGCUCUGUGGCAGACAUGGUUUUGCAACCUUGGGGGGCACUGCUUAUCGGGUUCCUCGCUGGCUUCAUUUCGGUGGUGGGAUACAGACUCUUUAGUGACUGCCUUGAGAAGAUAUACAUUCAAGACACUUGUGGGGUUCACAAUCUUCAUGGAUUGCCUGGUGUAUUCUCUGGAAUAGCCUCUGCUAUUGCAGCAGGCGUAGCCGAGAUUUCCGCAGCUGAUGGAAAGGUUGCCUAUGGACCCAGUCUGUACCUAGUAUUUCCUGCGCGAACCCCAAGUGCCAACGUGACUGAGUUUUCAGGUCUUGGGAUAUCACCUUCAGUAGGGAGAGAUGCUGGGACACAAGCUGGCUUUCAGUUAGCCCUCUUAGCCUCUACACUGACUAUUUCAAUAGCGGGAGGAUUGCUAACGGGUGCUAUUGUGCAUUGUCUGCCAGCAUUCAAUAAUCUGGAUGAUGAGCAUUUGUAUGAUGAUGAGGAAUUCUGGGAGCUCCCAGAUGAUGCUGACAAUUAUCUACCAGUGCUGGUUUCCCAACAAGAUCACCAAGAGCCUGAUGGUCAAUAUGAGACUACUAUAGGACUGCGACAGAGGGAGGUUCGUGGUCGCCAAAGCUCUAUGGCUCCUGAUGAGAUGAAGCAGUCAACAGUGUAACAAGGAUCAAGGCAGUGCAAGCUCAUGCAGACUGUAAUUUGAUAGUGACACGUACAUGCAUCACAUAAAUAUUUAGCUUGUCGUGGGGGUACUGUAUUGUCCCCUACUACUUUGUUAUUCUUUUUGUAUGAUUCUACACUUUUUUUUAGUAAGUGGAUUUAUAGGAAUCGUA